AUGGAUAAGUUUUGCUCAGAAAUACUGCGAAGGAGUGUUCACCAGGCACUUGCAUCUGCGGGUUUCGAAAAGAGCUCAAAAUUAGGUGGCGAAGUUUUCGCCGAUGUCUUGAAAGAUUACCUGCUAUGUCUGGGAAAAUCUGCACAUGAAGGUGCUAUAAGAUCUGGAAGAACGAAAACAACUUCUACCGACGUUUUGGCUGCAUUCGAAGAUUUUGGUAUCAGAAUUGACGAAUUGAAAGAAUGGUCACAGACUGACGGCAAGAUUCUUGGAAAGUAUACCGGACCAUUACCUCAGCCUAAGAUUAUGGAAGGUUUACUAAGAAGUGGACUACCAGGUUAUUCAACGAAUGAGUUUAGUGAUUUACCGACUACUGAGAUCAAAGAGGCUAGUGAUUUUAAGUCGAAUGUCAAUCCAGUUGAUUCCAAUGAAAUGCAAGUUGAUACUAUCCGAAAGUCACAUGAAAUCAUUUUUAAUGAAGUAGUUGACAAAAAUAAUGAACCCGAGGAUUCUAAAGGGUUACAGAUCGAAGCUACUAACGAACAUUUAGUUGACUCUAGUGUUGUUUUACAAUCUUACACUCGACCAUUACGUCCUUCAUAUGUUCCAGAAUGGCUUCCUCCAUUCCCUGAAGUUAAACCUCAACAAGACGAAAGACUUGAAUAUGAGACUGAUGACGCAUUAAAGAAAUCUCCGGAAAUUAGCUCAAAUGAAGCUAUAUCUCAAGAUACUACAUUAGAAAUCCAUAAAGAUGAUGAGAAUUCAGUGAAAUCAAAUCUAGUUUCAUGUCAAGAUAAAAGUCUUAAAACGACACGCCGUAAAAGAUCUCUAGAUCAGCGACCGCCAACUUAUGAUAUUGCAAAUGUUUUCAAUUCAAUCGCACCACCAAAAGUACAAACUCAAGAAUUGUCAUUUGAAUCUUCAUUUGAAUCUCCAAAAAAGAAACGCAAACUUAAAAUCAUUCCGUCAUCGUUGAUUCCGUUUCAUGCUGUCGGUGAGAUAAGUCAAGACGGAAUCGCCAAUCAGGAUGUAACUAGCUUAACUAAAUUGAUGUCUUCUACAGUUGGUCCACUUAAGCUACUUAAAGAAAGUCAAACAAAAAAGCCUUCUAUUGCGACUCGCACGCGAAGUGAUAAUGAAAUACAUGUGACAAAUAUUUCAAGUUUAUCUGAAAUUAAACAACCACAAGUUAAACUUCCUGUUUCGCGAAAAGGGAAGGAAAAAAUGGUAGAUGCUUCGGAUUUCCGAGAGACUACGCCACUAAAUUCUUCUCGACCAAGACCACCAACCGCUAUUAGGCGUGGGUCAAAGGUUAAACUCGGAAAGUCAAUUACAAAACCUGUUAUUGUGCCUGCUGAUAAACCAGCUUCAGCUUCAACGACUGGUGCGACAAAACUUAGGAUUCGUCUUGGAAAGGUAUCUCCGAUUGACGUCGUUGCUCCCGCUGCUUCUCCUGUAGCAUCAACCUCGUCAGUACAAUCACAACUCGUUGUUAAUAAUCCGUCCAACGUUGGUGUUGCCGAUCCGCCUGAAGUCAUUAAUUGCAUUUGUCCAUAUCCAUUUUCAGAAAUUGACGAUGGAAACUUUAUGCUUUCGUGCGACGGUUGUCAAGUUUGGUUUCACGGCAUAUGCACUGGUUUCGGUCCUAGCUAUGUUGAAGUUGAUACCUGGUAUUGUGAACGAUGUCGUGCUCGUGGUGUGGGUAUAUCUUAA
Messenger RNA from Cetraspora pellucida, 1713 nucleotides. The record is from the annotation of a GenBank genome assembly. NCBI's taxonomy places the organism in Eukaryota, Fungi, Glomeromycota, Glomeromycetes, Diversisporales, Gigasporaceae.